This is a messenger RNA of Ostertagia ostertagi, 792 nucleotides long. The record is from the annotation of a GenBank genome assembly. Lineage: Eukaryota; Metazoa; Nematoda; Chromadorea; Rhabditida; Trichostrongylidae.
AAAUGGCGAAAUCUUAUUCGCUCCGCGUUGAAACAUUGGGAAAGCGAGACCUGCCUGAGAUGGGAGGAGAACGGUCGCGGUAAAGACCACGUCAUAUUUUUCCGUGGCAGCGGAUGUUACUCAAGCGUCGGACGCACUGGUGGCUCUCAAAUGAUUUCAAUCGGCUAUGGAUGUGAAGAUAAGGGUAUUGUUUGUCACGAAGUUGGACACUCCCUUGGAUUCUGGCACGAGCAGUCACGACCGGAUCGCGAUCGCUAUAUAUCGUUGAACAAGCAGUUCAUAAUCCGUGGCACCGAUGGGAAUUUCGAACGACGUACUACACAAGAGAUCGAAGACAUGGGUCUUCCCUAUGACUUGGGCUCCAUUAUGCACUACGGGUCAAAUGCAUUCACAAAGGACUGGAAUGAGAUCACCAUUCGAACUAACGACCCGAACUACCAGCGGACAAUCGGUCAGCGUGGAGAACCUUCGUUUAUUGACGUGAAACAACUCAAUCGUUUGUACUGCAAUGAUAUAUGUCCCCCAAUGGGCUGUCAGAAUGGUGGUUAUCCGGACCCGAACAACUGCAAAAGAUGUAAGUGUCCUAGAGGGCUGGCCGGUAGAACAUGUGAGGAAAUCCCACAAGUAGGUUGUGGCGGCGAAUUGGUAGCCACUCCCAUAUGGCAGGAACUUGGUCAUCGUGGAAAAAAGCGGUGUUUCUGGAGAAUAAGAAUUCACAAGUUGCAGCUCACUCUGAUUCCUGCUCUUCGAUGCUAUUGGGACGAUGCAAUUACAACUAUUGGCAUUCUCGCG